Platichthys flesus (European flounder) is the source of this 3254-nucleotide messenger RNA. It is a transcript of the gene grk7b, whose product is annotated as G protein-coupled receptor kinase 7b. Gene Ontology annotation, molecular function: ATP binding; rhodopsin kinase activity. Gene Ontology annotation, cellular component: cytoplasm. Gene Ontology annotation, biological process: regulation of signal transduction; signal transduction; protein phosphorylation. Bases 1 to 1656 code for a protein of 551 amino acids. The record is from RefSeq and is a predicted model, not a curated record. The transcript has 4 exons. Lineage: Eukaryota; Metazoa; Chordata; Actinopteri; Pleuronectiformes; Pleuronectidae.
AUGCUUCAUGAUACAUCCAGCAUGGAGGACCUGGUGGGCCUUCACAACCUGGUGGCCAACACGGCCUACCUGAAGGCUCAGCACCUCGACCGCAGUGAGCUGAGGAAGCACAUGCUCAGCCUCACACUGCCAAGACCGAAGUCCCUUGCUCUCCAUGCAGCUGCAGAUAGUAGGUACGAGUCCCUGUGUGAGCAACAGCCUAUUGGGAGGAUACUGUUCCAACAGUUUCUCCAGACGUGCAACCCACAGUACGAGGUCGCCGCUAAGUUCCUGGAGGAGCUGAGCAUCUGGAGCUUUGCGGAUGAUGAAACCAAAGAGAAGGCCAAACAGAGCAUCCUGGCCAAGUACUGUCAACCUGAGUCCAGGCACUUUCUAUCCUUUCUCACAGGAGAGAAUGCAAAGAGAUGCAAGGAAUUAUCAUGCAAGAAUUUCGAUGAGACGAUGACGGACCAGUUGAAAGAAGCCGCAAGGGACUUCCUGAAGGGACAACCUUUCUGUGAAUACCUGAACAGCCCUUUCUUUUAUAAGUUCUUGCAGUGGAAGGAGUACGAAAAGCAGAAGAUCAGUGACAAAAACUUCUAUGAAUUUAGGACUUUGGGGAGAGGUGGCUUUGGUGAGGUGCGUGCAGUGCAGGUGAAGCUCACAGGACAAAUGUACGCCUGCAAGAAGCUGGACAAGAGGCAUCUGAAGAAGAAAGGCGGAAAUGGGCUUGCUCUCUUGGAGAAGCAGAUCCUGGAGAGGGUCAAUAGCCUCUUCAUCGUCAACCUGGCGUACGCUUAUGCCAACCGGACCCACCUGUGCCUGGUCAUGGACCUCAUGAACGGAGGGGACCUCAGAUUUCACAUCUACGAGCUUGGGGAGCGGGGCAUCCGCAUGGAGCGCGUUGUUUACUACGUGGCCCAGAUAACCCUAGGGAUCCUUCACCUGCACUCCAUGGACAUAGUGUACCGGGACAUGAAGCCCGAGAAUGUGCUGCUUGAUGGCAAAGGACAGUGUCGGCUGUCGGACCUCGGAUUGGCUGUGGAGUUGCCCAAAGGCAAAACGAUCUGCCAGAAGGCUGGUACGACUGGCUACAUGGCUCCUGAGGUUCUGAAGCAGGAGUAUUACAGGACAUCUGUGGACUGGUGGGCUCUGGGCUGCAGCAUCUAUGAGAUGGUGGCUGCCCGUUUGCCUUUCAGAGACUUCAGAGAGAAGGUGCAGAACACCGAGGUGACUCGUCGCGCUAUGGAGGAUGACUGCAAGUUUGAACACAAACAUUUUGAUGCCGCAACCAAAGAUAUCAUCAGCCACUUCCUCAAGAGGAAGGUAGAGCAUCGUCUCGGGUGUCGUGAUAGCGACCCACGAAGCCAUGUGUUUUUCCAGAACAUCAAUUUCCGCCGCUUGGAGGCGGGGCUGUUGGACCCCCCAUGGGUGCCAAAGUCCAACGUGGUCUACACCAGGGACACAGACAAGUUCGUGGACACCUCCGAGGUCCAGGACGUCGAAUUUGACGCCAAGGACGAAACAUUUUUCAUGGCGUUCAGCACAGGUGCAGUCUCGAUCCAGUGGCAGAAGGAGAUGAUUGAAAGCGGAGUGUUCGACCAGCUGAACGACCUCGGGCCCAAUGGACACAACUGUGGGCGCAUGUGGACGUCCAGGAUGUGCGUCAUAUGUUAGACGUCUCAUCACCUGACUGACAUGUGGUGAUGGACCAAACAACAGUGGUUUGGAAUACUUGAAGUGAAGUGCCUGGAUAUUGGACUGCAUUAUGCAUUAGGGAAGAUGAGGCCUUUUAAACAUAUAUAUAAACAGGUUUUGCCCUGAAGAUGAAUCAUCCUUAAGUUUACUCAAACAAAUUAAGUCACACGUAUUAUCCUGUCACAGCCAAACAUGAUUGGACGAUCGCUAUCUCAGUCUUAAAGAAAUUGUUGUCAGUCUUAUGCCUGGAUGGAAACUCAUGCUGACAUUGUGCUGGAUGGGCCGGUUUAUACUUUGCCCUCUAUUCCUGGUGAGACAGCAGACCCCGGUGCAUUCAUAGUUUCCAUUACAUAACUCAGCCAUGUUGGCAGGACCAAGUCUUUACAUGUGUUUGUAAACAGACCCAAUCAUGGCCUUGUGUGGCUGAUCAGCAGCAAGAUUAUGAUCAGUAUGUGCGGUAAUGUGCCACGUUUGUUAGAAAGACUGAAAGUGUCACAGAAAUUCUGGGAAUGCCUCUGGCUCAGACGACUGGACAGUGUCAUGUGACCUCAGUGCUGGAGCCUGUGAAGUCUUUUCAGUAGCACACAUUCACCACUAAGUGCCGCCACACUCCCAUGGAGUGCAUUCAGUGUCCCGCAGUGCUCCUCAUCAUACACCAUCGUCGGGACCAUGUGCUGUGCUCAGUUAUUUACAAGCACCGGAUGACUCGUUUAGGUUUAACAAGGGGGUGCUGUGAGACAAAUUGUCGUAUACACAUUGUUUCUCCACUAGAAAAAAAAAAAAAAUGCUAAAAUAGAAUUUUUGGCAUUAAAAAGACAAUGCCAACAUCCCCCCCCCACCCCCACCCAGUGUUUACAAGCUAUGCACAACCCAUAACCAAGAGACGUUAGCAACUCACAACACAGCAACAACAAACAACAUAGUGUGUUUGUGAAAAGCUUUUUGGCCUCCACAGAUGCUCAUAAAGUUCUCGUAUACAUAUGGAUGUAUGUUACUUAAUUAAAGCCCCAGGUAGUGGGAGACAUGUCUACUAUUGGCAUAUCUUUGUCAAAAACUUGUGUUGGAUUUUACUUUUUAUAUUUCCAGAUAUAUGACAGUGACUAGUUAAUCUUUCCUUUCUAAAGUAAGGAGAUUGAUUUUCUCUUGCUUUAUUAAACUUUUGCCUUAAUUUAACAGUGAGCUAUGAGGACAGUUGGAAAGAGAGAAGAGAAACAACAUGUGACAAAGAGCCCCGGUGAAGGACUUAAAUCAAAGACGCUAUAAUAUCAUGGUCAGUGUGCAGUGACCUCUGAGCUACCUGGGUGCUAUUCCUAAGUCUUCUAUGAAGAUUUGUUGAUGACUGUAAAGCAUGUCUUUGUAGUUGUACUCAGUACUCUUACAAAGCUACUGAUUACAAAGCUGCAUUGUAAUCAGUAGUGCCAAUAGUAUUUUGUCAUAUAUAAAUAUAAUCUAAUACUGAUGACAUUAUGUAAUAUUUUGACAUUUAAUUUAUUUUUACAGUGUUUUUGUGAUAAUUCCUCAUGUAUUUUUUAAGUAUUUCAUUCCAUGUGGUUUGUAUGUUUCCCAUGUUUGUGUGU